GAAAGCCGACCAACUCUAGGCAGGGUGAAUAUGCCAUCAACGUUCCACCCCCCACUUUUACCGUUUCCCGGUCUCCCAUCCUUCUCACCUUCCUUAAUUCUUUUCCCCAACCAAUGAAGGCAUCCUUUUCCCUCCCUUUCCUCGUUGCUUCCUAUGUUGCCGCACAUGGAUACGUGCAAAAGGUCACCAUCGACGGUACAGAGUACACCGGUCCCGCUGUUGAUUCUGGCAGUACCGAUGGAAUCACCCGUGAAGUCUCGACCCAGGAUCCCGUCAAAGGUGCCACGAAUUCCAAUCUUACAUGUGGGCCAGGUGCCAUUGCAGCUAUCCAAGUCGCCGAUGCCAAUCCCGGAAGCUCCAUCUCGUUCUUGUGGACAGGUGCUAGCGGUUCAGCGUGGCCUCAUAAUGUCGGACCCAUGAUAACAUACAUGACCAACUGCGGCGACCAGUCCUGCGCUGACUACGAUCCGACGGGUACAGAAUGGUUCAAGAUUGAGGAAGUUGGCAAGACGGACGGCACAUGGGCACAAGCCGCUCUCAUGAGUGGUACGGCUGCCGAAGUGACCCUUCCAAGUAACCUCGCUGCUGGCAAUUACAUCAUCCGCCACGAGAUAAUCGCUCUUCACAACGCCCAGGCAGAGGGAGGCGCAGAGUUCUACCCUUCGUGCACCCAGCUCAAAGUCGGGGGCUCUGGUACCGGUACUCCUUCUGACAGUGAUCUCGUAAAGUUGCCUGGAGCCUACAGCGACACUGAUCCUGGCAUUCUGAUCGAUGUUUACACCGACAGCCAGAAUGACUCGUACACUUUCCCUGGUCCUGCAGUUGUCGACCUUGGUGGUGACGGCACCUCCUCUAGUUCAAGAGGAAUCUGCAGGCUGAAAAAGCACCCAACUGCCAAUGACACCGCUACUCUCGCCAAGAGGAAAAUUGUAGCCAGCCAUGUAUCUAGAAUCCUGCGUGGUUUGGACUUCUCUUUUCACAGGCAUUGACUGCUCAUACUCGCAUGCUGGCUCGUGCUUUUGCUUUGACUUGCUGGUCUAUCCUGUAUGUUCGAUACCUGGCUGUGUUUAUAUCCCUUGCGUAUUUUCUCCCACUAGCAUUUGCUAUCUGCCAUGCCCU
Molecule: messenger RNA, 1119 nt
Organism: Guyanagaster necrorhizus
Lineage: Eukaryota; Fungi; Basidiomycota; Agaricomycetes; Agaricales; Physalacriaceae
Product: glycoside hydrolase
Exons: 4
Coding region: 114-989 (291 amino acids)
Source: RefSeq, a predicted model, not a curated record